AUGACGUAUUUCAGUGAAGAUCAAAGUGGGAUGCCGAUGAAGGAUAAGAUUUUGGUAAGAUUUUGCAUAUGCUCAGUGGGUAUUAUGGGGGGAGGGGCGCAUCGGUUUGGAACAGUAGUCUCGGAGGAAGUUGGGGCAGCAGAGGCAGGGCGAAAUAUUUUUUUAAUGUCUUCUUAUAGCAGAACAAUCCACGAAUUGGAUGCAGAAGAUGAAGAGAAUUUUAACGUCUCCGAGGAUAGCGAAAAUUGUGAUGCAACGGAGACGCCAGUGGAUACAGGGAUGGAAGCAGAGGUAGAGGAGUUGGAGGAAGAAUCACCGAAUGAACGACAUGGUGAGCAAAAUGGCAGUGCUGAACAUGUAAUGCUUAGUCGUGCACAGAUAUUAGAGAUGGAGUUCGCUAACCCGGAUGAGGCGUGUCGUUUCCAUGAGCAAUACAGUCGAGCAAAAGGUUUUGCCAUGCGACAAGGGAAGAAAAUGAAGAAUAGGAAGGGUGAAAUUGAUGAGAUGAGGAUAAAGCGAAAAGCCAAUAGCACUAGUUGGUAUGUGUGUCGUUUUGUGGAUAAGCAUAACCACGACCUUCUUCCAGCAAAGUUUGUGUCAUACCUGCCAGCAUAUAGGAAAAUAUCAGAUGUUGAUAGAGCUCACAUGGAUAGUUUGAGGCAGGUUGGAAUUUCAAUUCCCAAAAUUUAUGAGUCUAUUGCUGCCUAG
This is a messenger RNA of Arachis ipaensis, 708 nucleotides long. NCBI's taxonomy places the organism in Eukaryota, Viridiplantae, Streptophyta, Magnoliopsida, Fabales, Fabaceae. The record is from RefSeq and is a predicted model, not a curated record.